Messenger RNA from Panicum hallii, 2596 nucleotides. RefSeq names its product cation/H(+) antiporter 2-like. Gene Ontology annotation, biological process: proton transmembrane transport; regulation of pH. Lineage: Eukaryota; Viridiplantae; Streptophyta; Magnoliopsida; Poales; Poaceae. The record is from RefSeq and is a predicted model, not a curated record. The transcript has 3 exons. The coding region runs from base 1 to 2439 and encodes 812 amino acids. Gene Ontology annotation, molecular function: antiporter activity. Gene Ontology annotation, cellular component: endomembrane system; membrane.
AUGGCUAGAUCCUUACCCAUCUGCCCGCAGAUCGACACGGCGGUGCUCACGCGCGUCCCCGGCGUCUCCCUGGACAUGCUGUUCCUCGUCGUCAUCCAGGCGCUCGCCGUCAUCUUCCUCGCCAGGUUCCUGCACCUCUUCCUCCGCCGCUACAACCAGCCCAGCGCCGUCUCCCAGAUCCUUGCCGGCGUCGCCGUGGGCGGCAUGGGCCUGCGCAACGCCAUCGUGCACGUGGACGUGGACGACGUCGAGGACAUGUACGGCGGCUACAUCUCCGCGGCGCGCGUCGUCUACAUGUUCCUCGUCGGCCUGAACCUGGACCUCGGGGCGCUGCGGAACGCCACGCGCCGCUGCGUCGCCCUCGCCUACGCCACCGUCGCCGCCAGCCUGCUCGUGGCCGCCAUCGUGUCCAGCGGCAUGUACGGCAGCAUGAUGCACUCCCCGGUGAAGACGCCCGAGCUGCUCGCCGCCACGCUCAUGCUCGCGCUCACCAACACCUCCUCCAUCACCGUUGCGCGGGUCGCCGGCGAGCUCAACCUCACCGUCAGCGAGAACGGGCGGCUCGUCGUCGCCGCCGCCAUCAUCACCAACCUCAUCUGCGUCGUCGGCGACGGCCUCCUGUCGUCCACGACGCUGGCCAGGGAGAAGAGCGAGGACAUGUACCGCGGCUCGCCCCAGAUCAAGAAGGGCUUCCUGGCGCUCGCCGUGGCGGGCGUCGCCGUGUGGCGGGUGCGCCCCAUGGUGACGCGCAUCAACAAGCGCAACGCCGGGCAGCACCACGUCAGGGGCCGCGACCUCGUCACCAUCCUCCUCACCAUCUGGUUCAUCAGCAGCUUCCAGCAGCUGCUGGGGUUCGACGGAAUGCCCACGAGCCUCGCGCUGGGGAUGGCGUUCCCGAGGGAGGGCCCCGCCGCGCGCACCGUUGCCGACGCGCUCGUGCCCCCCAUCAACGGCAUCGUCCUGCCCUUCUACUUCGCCACCAUCGGGAUGAGGCUGGACUACAACUCCAUGUCCGGCGCCAUCAUCGUGCCCGGCAUGCUCCUGACGCUUCUCGGCCUGGUGGGGAAGGCCGUCGGCGCCGCCGCCGCCUCGAGCUACCUCAACAUCCCCGUCUCCGAGGCGCUCCGCUACAGCGUCCUGCUCAACGUCAAGGGCCACGUCGAUACCAUGAACAUGAAGUUCGCCAAAUCGGAAGGGGUGUGGGCGGAGCAGGCGCUGUACGCGAUGAUCAUCGGCAAUCUGAUCAGCACCGUCAUCGCCGGGCCGGCCGCCGCCGCCGUUUUGCGCAGGGAGAAGGAGGAGUACCGGACCAGGCACCAGGCCGUGGAAUCGCUGGGCCCGGAGCAGGAGCUCCGCAUGCUCGCCUGCGCUCACGGCGCGCACGCCGCGCCGGGCAUCCUCAGCCUGGUGGAGCUCCUGGUGAGCGCGCCCCAUGAGCAGCCCGCCGUCCCGUUGUUCCACUUCUUCGAGGUCCCCCGCGACCGCUCCGCCCGGACGCCGUACCACCAGCAGACGCGGGACGACGAGGACAAGGGCGGGCCCGACGCCGUGACCCAGAUGAACAGGGUGGUGGACGUGUUCUCCCGCGCGACGGGCGUCUACUUCCGGCAGGUCGACGUGGUGAGCCUCGGCGCCACCAGGGACGCCGCCGUCGCCUGCCGCGGCGCGGAGGACGCGCACGCCGGCCUGGUGCUCGUUCCCUGCUACAAGGAGCAGCGGUUCGACGGCAAGAUGGCGUGCCGCCUCGAGGAGCGGUGGAAGCUCAACGCGGAGGUGCUGGCGCGGGCGCCGUGCACCGUGGGGCUCCUCGUCGACCGCCCGUACCGCCACAGCGGCACCAGCUUCCAGACGCCCAUCAGCGUCGCGCCGGAGAGCGGCAGGACGCUGGUGCACCCGUGCAGCGACCGGACGGUGACCCACGUUAUCGCGGCGGUGUUCCUGGGCGGGCCCGACGACCGGGAGGCCGUGUCAUUCGCGUGCCGCCUCGCGGAGCACCCGGCCAUCGGGCUCACGGUGUUCCGGUUCGUGAAGCGCAGCACGUACGACACCGUCACAUCCUCCGCCUCCCGGGCGUACGCCGCCGGCGGCGACGAGCUGGACGUGGAGUUCCAGGAGGGCGACGUGGACGAGCGCUUCCUGUGGCGGUUCUACGAGAACUACGCGUCGCGGGAGCUGGCCAUGUACGUGGAGAAGGUGGUGGAGAGCCCCGCGGACGUGGUGGAGACGCUGGAAGGGAUGGCCGGGAUGUUCUCGCUGGUGGUUGCGGGGCGCGGCGGCCGGCAGCCGGUGGAGCUGAUGGCCGGGCUGGAGCGGUGGGCGGAGGCCGGCAGCGAGAUUGGGCCCGUGGCGGAGAUCCUGGCGUCCAACGAGUCGCUGGAGAUGGGCUCCGUGCUCGUCAUGCAGCAGCACACGGUGGCGCUCACGCCGACGAGCCGAUGAUCAGCAUACCAGUGUACGAUCACACAGGACAGCGCAGAACAGCUUGUGUAUACUUAGUUUCAGAGUAGCAAGCAGAUCAUGGAGAACCAUGCGACCUUUGCAGUGUGGACAUUUGUAAGACUUGUAUCACUUCUCCUCUCUUUCUUUGAUAGCAACA